This is a messenger RNA of Chenopodium quinoa (quinoa), 996 nucleotides long. RefSeq lists its product as uncharacterized. The transcript has 2 exons. Bases 1 to 996 code for a protein of 331 amino acids. The record is from RefSeq and is a predicted model, not a curated record. Gene Ontology annotation, molecular function: nucleic acid binding. NCBI's taxonomy places the organism in Eukaryota, Viridiplantae, Streptophyta, Magnoliopsida, Caryophyllales, Amaranthaceae.
AUGGCAGAAUUUGGUGCUAUGUACUUCGAUGUCGAUCAAAUUCUCACAGAAGAAGAAGAGACAGAAUUGUACUAUGAUUAUGCAGAGCGUAUGCAAGAUCUAGGUAUGUAUUACUACGACUCUGAAGAUGAAAUUAUGCAAGGCACAGAAGGAGAAGACCAAGGGCAGCACAUAACAGAGGACACAGAAGAUGGGGCUGGGGGCCAGGAAAUGGAACAACCCAUUCACCAUGGGACUCAACACAUUCAAAGAAAAAACCUAACAAUGAAACAAAGAAGGGAAGUAGUGGACUCAAUGUUGACAGAAAGGAGUUAUGCAGCAGGCUUAAAAAUCUCCCAGUCUACCCUCCACAAUUUGAAGAAAAAGGGAAGGUUAAGAACACACACAAGUACCAACAAGCCAGCACUGACCUUAGACCAUAAGAUUGCAAGGCUGAAAUGGAUUUUAUCACACAUAAAUCCAGUGGCAAGUAAUGAGGACCCAACAUUUGUUGAUAUGAACCAUGUCAUACACAUUGAUGAAAAAUGGUUCUAUCUAAACCCAGACAAGAGGAGGUUUUACCUCCUACCUAGUGAGGAAAAUCCUUAUAGGCCUAUACAGUCCAAAAGAUUCAAGCUCAAAGCAAUGUUUAUGGGCUUAAUUGGGAAGCCUUUGUAUGACACACAUGGGGGACUACUCCAUGAUGGGAAAUAUGAAAUGUUCCCAUUCACAAUGAAACAACUAGCCAAGAAAUCAAGUAAAAAUAGAGUAGCAGGAACAUGGGAAACAAAGGCAAUACAGAAUGUGAACAGAGAGGUUAUCAGGGACAUGUUGGUAACCAAUGUUAUUCCAACAAUUAUUUCAAAGUGGCCUCACAGUCAACCAAAAAACAUUGUAAUCCAAUGGGACAAUGCAAGGCCUCACCAAGUUCCUAAUGAUGCAGAGUUUAUGGCAGCAACAACAGCUAAUGGAUUUAACAUCCAAUUUGUUUCCAACCAGCACAAUCACCAGAUUUGA